AUGGACGCCGCCGCCGCCAAGCACGUCGGAGCUAGAAUUCUAGGCGAGGUAGAGGAGGAAAGCCUUGAAGAUUUGUUAAAUCGCCUUCGCGAUUCGAUUCUCCCGCCAUCACAGGGCCACCCACCUCUCAACCCCCAGAUCCCUAUCACGUCUCUCUCAACAUUGAUAUCAAAACACCAUCAUGCGAACCAGUCGGCCCCACCACCUGUCCUUUCCCUGUCCGGUCGCUAUCUCCCCUUUCUCUACCAUCUCACCUCCACGCUGAUCGCGGCACCGCAUCGCCACGCCAUCGUCAUUGUUGACGUAGACCACAGAUUUGACGUGACACGCCUGAUCGCUCCGUCCGCGGACAGGAACCUACCGGCCCGACCGGGAGACUUGGCGCACAUCUACAUCUACCGCCCAGCCCGGUCUUCGCCCCAUUCUGCUGCGACGGGCGACCCUCCCCACAACCAGACCCAGGCAGCCAUCAGCGCCGCCCAGCAGCAUAUGCUCUACGGCGCUCACGCGUCGCGCGGUCGGGUGUGGUGGGGCACUCUCGUCGUCGGUGGCAGCGGGGGCGACGUGAAUGCCGGAUGGAGAGGCUGGAUGGACGUGCAGCGAGAGGAGGUUGCCCCUUUCGGCUUGGGCGUGAGUGCCGAGGAAGCGCUGGAGGAGAGGGACAAGAGAUAUGAGAGGGUUCGGGAAAGGGGUUGGGAGGGUCGGAGCCGGGUAGGCGUAUAUUCAUGGGGUCAAGGGAACGCAUGA
Truncatella angustata is the source of this 747-nucleotide messenger RNA. RefSeq lists its product as uncharacterized. The record is from RefSeq and is a predicted model, not a curated record. Bases 1 to 747 code for a protein of 248 amino acids. Lineage: Eukaryota; Fungi; Ascomycota; Sordariomycetes; Amphisphaeriales; Sporocadaceae. The transcript is spliced from 2 exons.